UAUUCUUUGGCACUGUUUUGUCCGCGACUCUUAAAAUACCUAUUACCAGCAAAAAAUUUAGUUCAUAACUAUAAUUAAAUAAUUCAGAAUGAAGUUUCGGAAUUUGACGUUUGUGCUCUAUUUUUUAACGCAUAGUGUUAUUCUGGUUUUGGAUAAAAAAUGCGUUGUCGCUCAAGAACCGAUCUUCGAACUGCCUAUUGAAUUAGUGGGAUUUCCUGUGAUUAUUGUGGCAGUGAGAUUAUCUAAUUUUGUCAAAAAAUUAGCGUAUUCUUUAAAUCCGAAAACUUAUGCCAGUAAAAGAGUUCGCAGAGGCAUUACAGACGAAGAAAUGAUUAACAUGGUCGAAGCUGAAAAACGGUUAGUUACGGAACUUGGCGAGAACGUCUGUAUUUAUCCAAAAGUUUGCCUUCAUCAUGCUGAAAGGGCACGAAAAUCAGGCCCUCAAGAAGUCAAAGUUGAUUGGGAUGAAGUUUUUAAUAAUUACAAGGCGUCAAAAGAAAAACAGAAGGAGUAUUAUUUCCUUAGUGUCUUCCUUGGUGAUUUUAUUGCUUCCCCGAGGUUCUGUAAUCAGCUAGUCAAGAGAGGAAGAAUAUGCCAGGAUUAACAAAAUUUUCAAGAUAUUAUCAAGACUUUUUUUUAAAUAUUCAUUUGAGGAGGAUAGUGUCAUGUCAUAAAACUUUGCUCGUGUUAAACCAAAAAUUAGUGAAAUGGUUAGAAUGUAAGAAAAAUAUUCUUUGUGUUGUAAUAAUACUCUUUAUUUCCUUUAU
Molecule: messenger RNA, 767 nt
Organism: Sitophilus oryzae (rice weevil)
Lineage: Eukaryota; Metazoa; Arthropoda; Insecta; Coleoptera; Curculionidae
Exons: 3
Coding region: 89-604 (171 amino acids)
Source: RefSeq, a predicted model, not a curated record